Cantharellus anzutake is the source of this 597-nucleotide messenger RNA. RefSeq lists its product as uncharacterized. The transcript has 4 exons. The coding region runs from base 1 to 597 and encodes 198 amino acids. The record is from RefSeq and is a predicted model, not a curated record. NCBI's taxonomy places the organism in Eukaryota, Fungi, Basidiomycota, Agaricomycetes, Cantharellales, Hydnaceae.
AUGCUCUCACGACACCGCAAUCCCAAUUGUAACACACCUACUCACACAUCCUCAGCAGAGUCGGUUCCUCCUGUUCUUGGAAAGCAUGCUCAUCACCCAACAGUGGCUAUUGCCACCCAUCUGGCUGAAGUUGAACUCUCCAAAAAGCAACGCCUUUCUCAAGGCAGCCAGAAAAGCAAGAAAGUUCCGGCAUCAGUUACAAACCCAACGAGGGACAAGAUGAAGUCUGUCAACAUGACCUACACCACAGCUGACCAACCUGAAUACGAGAAUGACAGCAGUGACAAUGGCAGUGACAGUAAUGACAAUGCUGGUAGGAGAAAUGUUGAGAAGGGCUCUCACUCCUCAGUCUUGCAUUUCUCCAAUGGCAGUGAGUUGAAUAAUAGUGGAGAAAUGACUGAACCAAAUGAUGAUGCGGCUUUAGAAGCAAACAAGUUGCAGGCUGAAAUUACAGCCUUAGCCGAACAGAUGGAGGUGAAACGUAAGGCACUCAAGCUCAACAAAACCCGGAUCUCCAGUGGAUGGACCAGCCACCACACCAGUUGGCCCCAUGCCUCCCCAAACUCAAACACCAAAUCCGUCAUCAAGGACGCGUAG